Molecule: messenger RNA, 1114 nt
Organism: Scleropages formosus (Asian bonytongue)
Lineage: Eukaryota; Metazoa; Chordata; Actinopteri; Osteoglossiformes; Osteoglossidae
Exons: 4
Coding region: 52-846 (264 amino acids)
Source: RefSeq, a predicted model, not a curated record
UCGAAGCGGGUCUUUGGAAAACGAGCCGUCGAGCGACGAGUUGAAUCAACGAUGUUAGCGUCGACGAGGGCCGUGAAUGAGGCCAUCGCGCUGUGCGAGCAGGAAGAGCUCAGGAUCAGCGAGAGCAUCCAACGAUGGAAAGAGAUACUGCGAUCCAUGAGAAGACCCCAGGGAGAUCCUCCCAGAGAAGAUGUGAAGACCGUCACCGAAGGGUCAGAUGCGCACGCUGAGGAAGAAGAGGAGGAUGAGGAAGUGGAGCUGCUGCAACGAGCCCUGGAGAAGGCACUGCUUGUCCGGAGCACAUCGGGGGCCGCCAAGGGUACGGCUUCUGUGGACCGGGAGAGCAGAGACGGGAAAGGCAGAAAUCGGGCGACAGGGAGGAACCACCCAACUGGCCAGCUGGUCCAUAAACGCCCCUCCGUGUCUCAGAAAGACUGGAAUCGCGGAUCUAGAAGCAAUGCCGUGUCUGUUGCUACUGGGAAGGGUAAAGAAGCAGCACGUUGCUGCACGGUCACUGGCAGAGCCGCUGCAGGCAGAGCCAGUAUUGCCGCCCAAACCAGAGUAACUGAGCAGAGGGGGGAAAGACAGCUUUGCAGCUCGGAAAACAACAAGCGUCCUGUCUCAGCUCCUGCUGCGGGGAACCGGUGCCGCAGGCAGAUGGACUUGCGGAGAAGUCUGGUGGCCAGAGAUUUAGGCAGAGUUGCCACCACUUGCCAGCCUCUCAGCAAGGAUCCUGUCUCAGUUGCCGGUGGGAAGAGGACAGCGCCAGGAGACAACGAGCAGUCUUCUCCAAAAGAUGACGUGUACGAAACAGUUUUGUUGUUGUUGUUGUUAUUAUUUCCUUAACCCAUAGCCCCUUCCGAAGAUGAUCUGUAUGAAAUUGUUUCUUUAUCAGUAUGUCGCUUAUCCUGCUAUUGUAUCCAGUCUGAGUUCCAGGUUGAUCUCUUUAUGGCUACAAAACCCCUCGCAAACCCCUCUGGGGACUUGAACCAAACAUAUUAAAAGAAUAGUGUCGUGGUUAGAGCUUUUGCGCUGCAACUGAAGGACCCGCGUUUGAAUCCCUACUGAUGCUCCAGUGCCCUUAAUCGAGAUACUUGCCCUGGAUUGCCCCAAC